AACUUUAUUUCACUAGUGAGGAAACGUCAAUGUCAAACAUUGAGGUUAUGAAAUUACAAACUUUUGUUUAAUUUAAAUUUUACUCAAAUUAACUAAAUGAUGAAAUAACAAUUUACUCAAUGAAGCUACUACUGUCACAGAAGCUUAUUAGUUUUUUUGUACCUAAAAGGUUAAAGAAUUGUGUUACGAAGAUGAAAGUGUUUACGCAGAAGAAGAACCCUCUGACGGGGACUACGGAGUGGGAUGUGCAGGACGAGGAUUACGAUUUCCAUCAAGAAAUAGCACGAUCUGGUUUCGCUGAUAUGUUGCAUGAUACUGAACGAAACAAAAAAUAUUACAGAGCCCUACAACUUGCUAUCGAUAAAAUGCACAAUAAGGGAAAGAAAGCUAAUGUUUUGGAUAUUGGCACUGGAACUGGUCUCCUUUCAAUAAUGGCUGCUCGAUCCGGUGCUGACUCCAUAGUUGCUUGUGAAGCAUUCAAACCGAUGGCUGAAUGCUGUGCUAAGAUCUUACAAAUUAAUGGAGUUGCAGAUAAAAUCACAUUGAUACCUAAAAGGUCCACGGAACUCACUGUGGGGGAGGAAGGGGAUAUGAAGGAGAAAGCUAAUAUUUUGGUUACAGAAGUGUUUGAUACUGAGUUGAUAGGAGAAGGGGCUCUAUCAACAUUCUCACAUGCUCACAAAUGCCUGCUAGAAGAAGACUGUAUAGUAGUACCAGACUCAGCAGUCAUAUAUGCACAAGUGGUGGAAUGCCCAACUCUAUGGAAAUGGAACAAACUUAAUGAUUUAGCUGAUGCUGACUUAGAUAUUAUUUUAAGAACUCCAGAUAAGAUGAUGGAAUGCCCCGGCUCAGCAGCAGUUCACGACAUCCAGCUCUCCCAGUUACCACGAAACAUGUUUCGUGAGCUUUCUGACCAGAUCCCUGUCUUCUACUACGACUGGUCCGGCAAAACGCCCAUUGCAAUGAAACGGACGGUGAAGCAAGACUUUACUGUGUCCACAACCGGAAGGGCUCAAGUCGUGUUUAUGUGGUGGGAGCUUAAUAUGGACACGGAAGGUAAGAUUCCUCUAAGCUGUGCACCUUGGUGGUGUCACCCUGACGCCGAUACUGCAGCCGAAAGACCGCAGGACACGAUACCCUGGCGAGACCAUUGGAUGCAAGCGGUCUACUACCUUCCUGACGGCAUGACAAUACAAAAAGGCACGGAAGUCACCCUCGUGUCCUGCCAAGACGAAUACUCACUCUGGUUCUAUGUAGAAGACGAAUCUCGCAAAAGACCGAACUACCGAAGACCUAACUGCGAGUGUGGUGUUCAUAUGGCAUUAUCCAGAACCCAUGUUUCCUACUUAAACGAUGGUAAACGAAGCAAAAAGUUUUUAGAACAAUUAAAACAGGAGAUCAAUGACACUUCAGUAGUUCUUGACUUCAAUGGAAGCAGUCUAAUGGGACUUGCGGCUGCGAAACUUGGCGCAAAGACCGUGUACAUACAAGAGAGCAUGAAUCUAAAUCUAGACAUCUUAAGAGAGUAUAUUGCGACGAAUGAUUUAAAAAACAUAAAUUUUAUAUCUGAAGUUACUGUAGAGGUUUUAAAUGAAGUGACCAAUGUUAUUAGUGAUCCUAACUUUUCGAGCGCCAUACUUCCUUGGGAUAACUUAAAGUUGGCGUAUCUCUUGUAUAAGUAUAAGGGUGAUUUGGGGAACUGUCUGUCGGUGAUACCUCACAAGUGCGAGGUGUGGGCCAUGCCGGUGGAGUUUCAAGAUUUGCAUAAGAUCAGGAUACCUUUGGGCAGGUGCGAGGGUAUCGAUAUGGCGGUCUUCGAUGGAUUAGUUGAGAAUUCUCGAACAAUAAGUGACGCAGAGAUCGAAGCUCAACCGUUAUGGGAGUAUCCGUGCAAGAGUCGCGGCGAGCCCGUCAAACUGUUGGAGAUGGACUUUAUGGAGCUGCAGCAAACGUACGCACGCGAUGACGUCAUUGAUGUGCCUAAAACAGAAUCAGUAGAACAGGAACUGGUGAAUGGUUUCGCGCUGUGGGUGGUAUGGGAUGUCGGCGUUAAGCAGAGCUCGGGUCCGGUGCAGGCCCCAGUCGUGGGGCAGAGAGUGGACUGGGACCCGCACACUAGGCAGGCUGUUAAAAUACUUAAAAAGUCGUUUGAAGCAAGUGAUUCGUUCAAGUGGCGUUACCAAGCGGUAUGCGACCUCGCCAAGGGACAAUUCAACGUUGACAUAGACUUAGUACUUGAAUAAUGCAAUUUAUACUUAUUUAUUAUAUUAUACAGCUGUCAA
Messenger RNA from Trichoplusia ni (cabbage looper), 2282 nucleotides. It is a transcript of the gene Art7, whose product is annotated as protein arginine N-methyltransferase 7. The coding region runs from base 120 to 2243 and encodes 707 amino acids. Gene Ontology annotation, molecular function: protein-arginine omega-N monomethyltransferase activity. The transcript is spliced from 9 exons. The record is from RefSeq and is a predicted model, not a curated record. Gene Ontology annotation, biological process: peptidyl-arginine methylation. Lineage: Eukaryota; Metazoa; Arthropoda; Insecta; Lepidoptera; Noctuidae.